Ceraceosorus guamensis is the source of this 1117-nucleotide messenger RNA. RefSeq lists its product as hypothetical. The transcript has 2 exons. Bases 79 to 729 code for a protein of 216 amino acids. Lineage: Eukaryota; Fungi; Basidiomycota; Exobasidiomycetes; Ceraceosorales; Ceraceosoraceae. The record is from RefSeq and is a predicted model, not a curated record.
UCGCCUCGCCACGCUAUUGCAGAUGUUACCGUUCCAGGGGAUGAUGCUUCGAACGGCAAGUUUGCUGCAGACUGGGCUAUGGGAUGCAACGAGAUCACUGGCAAGUACAGGACGCAGAACAACUACAAGGAGCUGGACAGCAAGACCAACAAGAAGGCUGCCGUGCUGUGCAUUGCCCGUACCGGUCCGACCAAGGGCGAAGAGGAGAUCUUCUUGGACUACACCAAGGUUCUGGUUCAAAAGAUGAACCUCUCCAACGGUACCGAUACCACUGCCGCGCUGGACACUGGCGCGGCGAUUGACAAGGGCACCAAGUCGGGCGCGACCGAUCCAUCGAUCAACUACGGUUCCAAGGAUUCCAAGGACGGCCCUACGGAUCAGCCCAUCGAUCCCUUGGCCUCUACGCCCGACUCGACGACGGAUGCUGGUACGCCCGACGACACGACCACACCUACGACGGACGAUCUGCCCACCUCCAAGUCUUCGGACACCAAAGACGACACCAAAGACGACACUAAAUCGUCGAGCAGCAAGUCGGACGGGAAGAAAAAGGAAAAGAAGGAAAAGAAAAAGUCGGACAAGAGCGCGCAAGGGUCGUUGACUUCGACUGAUGUCAAGCCCACCGAUACCGAGACCGUUGCCGGCACUGCUGGAAGCGAGACUACCACCUCGCCGCAGAAGCGCUCCGGCUUCGUUAGACGCUCGCUGGCCAAGAAGCUGCGUCAUUAAGCCAGCCGCUCGGGGCAUGGCAGUGGGAAUUAUAGCUUGCUGACAUGUACCUCCCGCCGCCGACGUGACUGUCCAAAAUAAAGGGACGAAUGGACGAACGAUGACCCCCGCACGCUCUAACUUUGACUGGUUCAUCGUCUCCCAUGCCCUCUUGACCUGCCUUGCGGCGCCAGCAGCUCGCCCACAGCCCCUCUCUCACAAAUAUUUCUCUCCUUUUGCUCCAAUUGUCGCGCUGAAAUUACAUGUGCUUUAUCCUCUUGUUUUGUUCAAUGACCAAAUUUUCUUAAGCGGGGUAGCACCUAGCGACCUCUACCUGCCUUUUCCCAUGGUUUCGCCUCGCGUUCGCCUUUAUUUUCGCUCUUGGAGAGAUGAUUUGCGUAUGAAUGGU